Carcharodon carcharias (great white shark) is the source of this 1264-nucleotide messenger RNA. RefSeq names its product zinc finger protein 691-like. Gene Ontology annotation, biological process: negative regulation of transcription by RNA polymerase II. The record is from RefSeq and is a predicted model, not a curated record. Lineage: Eukaryota; Metazoa; Chordata; Chondrichthyes; Lamniformes; Lamnidae. The transcript is spliced from 2 exons. Gene Ontology annotation, molecular function: DNA-binding transcription repressor activity, RNA polymerase II-specific. The coding region runs from base 1 to 1131 and encodes 376 amino acids.
AUGGCGGCCGCUUUACCCAGGGCGCCCCGCGGUUGUGAACACGGUCUGGCCCGGGCAAGGGGGAGGAGGGCGGGGCCUGCGGGGCGCCUGCGCGCUGCGAGCCGGGCGGCCAUUGUCACAGGAGCUGGUCCCUGGGAGGAGACUGAGGGAUUGGAGGGGGUUGCAAUCUCAGGCUACUUCCCCCGGGCGAUGAAGCGGAGGUCAUGGCGGAGGUGGAGCCGCGAGACGAGGAGGAGGUUCCCGGACGGCCGGGAGCAGCUGCCGCCCGGCUCCCAGGGAUCGGCGACGCCGGGCCGUGUGCUGAGCCCGGCGGUGGCGGUGCCGGCGGCGCCUGGUAACCGGCAGGUCCUGGCCUGGGGGGAGGGGGAGCCGGCGGGGCUGGAGCGGCUGGGAUACCGGGAGCUGCCACCGGGGGAACCGGCGGGACCGCUGCCACCGCCCUUUGCCGGCUUGGCGGGCUGGGAGUGCGGGUUUGCGCCGGCGGCGAGUUUGCCUCAGGACCCCGGCGGGCGGGAGGAGGAGGAGGAGGAGGCGGUGUCACCGGAGCAGGACAACGAGCUCUUCAUCUGCUCCAUCUGUGGCCGUGGUGUCUCCGGAGCUUCGCCCUUUGACCAGCACCAGCGGGUCCACGCCAACUACCACUGCGCCACCUGCGGCAGAGGCUUCAGCCGCUCGUCCAACCUGUCCCGGCACCAGCGGCUGCACCGGCAGGAGCCCUCGUUCGGCUGCCCCCGCUGCAGCAAGUCGUUCCACCAGGCGUCGGACUUGGAGCGGCACCAGCUGGUGCACACCGGCUACCGCUGGCACAGAUGCGGAGAGUGCGGCAAGACUUUCACCCAGUCCUCCAACCUGGCCCGGCACCGCCGGAUCCACUCGGGCGAGCGGCCCUUCACCUGCGCCGUCUGCGGGAAAGACUUUAACCGACUGUCCAGCCUGGAGCAGCACCAGCGCGUCCACACCGGUGAGAGGCCCUUCCGCUGCUCGCUCUGCGGCAAAGGCUUCAACCAGUCCUCCAACCUGGCCCGGCACCAACACCUCCACAGCGGCCACAGACCCUGCAGCCAGCCCUUUGCCGAGAGCCCGGCACUCCACUCGCGCCAGCGUCCGACAGGCAGAGACAGUGCGCCCUGAGAGCCCCAUCGCCACGCUACAACCCCCGCCAGCGCCGCCGUCCACCGGAGCGCUUCUGCACGUCAAUCCCUCGCUGGGGGUAGAACCCGAACUGGAUGGAGCUUGUGGCAAAAAGCCAAACGCUCACAUUAAA